Daucus carota subsp. sativus is the source of this 3053-nucleotide messenger RNA. Its product is annotated as plastid division protein CDP1, chloroplastic. Gene Ontology annotation, biological process: chloroplast fission. The record is from RefSeq and is a predicted model, not a curated record. Gene Ontology annotation, cellular component: chloroplast inner membrane. NCBI's taxonomy places the organism in Eukaryota, Viridiplantae, Streptophyta, Magnoliopsida, Apiales, Apiaceae. The transcript is spliced from 12 exons. Bases 215 to 2725 code for a protein of 836 amino acids.
GGUUGCCUGUCAAAUAAGUAAAGCACAAACUCUCUCUCUCCAUCUCCACUCUCGAAACCUGUGCUCUCUCCUCAAUCUCUCCCCCCUCUCUCUCUGUCUCUCUCAAUCUCUCCCCCCCUCCCUCUCUCGCUCUCGCUCUUCAUUUCUUCAAAUCACACAAUGUUGAAACAAAGCCAUCACAGUGAGUGAGUGAAUCACCGAGUCAGACUCAUCAAUGGUGACGAUUCAAGCAGUUCCUGAGCUCUGUGUCCGUACAAACAACAAAUUGUUGAGUAGCAAGAGUAAUAACACCGAGAUUUGCGGUUACACUAGUGGAUUAACAGGUAGUCCUAGCGACUUUUUCGGAAAUGGUGGUAGUAGUUGUGUUGGGGUUUUGAAUGUGUACGGAAGGAGGAGGAGGUGUGGGAGGUGGAGAGUGAGGGCGGCGGCGAGGAGUGAUGUGAAUGUUCGGGUCAUCGAGAAGAGUAGUGGUAGUAGUGGUAGUGGUAGUGGUAAUGUGAAUGGAAAUCGAAGUGGACUCGUCGAUAUUCCGGUCUCGUGCUAUCAGCUUCUUGGUGUUCCUGAUCAAGCAGAGAAAGAUGAGAUCGUGAAGGCAGUCAUGCACUUGAAGAGCUCUGAGAUUGAUGAAGGGUACACAACAGAUGCUGUUGUAUCUCGCCAGAAUCUUUUGGUGGAUGUGAGAGACAAGCUACUUUUUGAGCCGGAAUAUGCUGGUAAUUUAAGAGCAAACAUUCUACCAAAGGCAUCUCUUCGAAUUCCAUGGGCAUGGUUGCCUGGAGCUCUUUGUCUUCUACAGGAGGUUGGAGAAGAGAAGCGUGUGCUAGAUAUUGGGCGUUCUGCCCUGAAUCAUGCAGAUUCUAAGCUUUAUACUCAUGAUUUGCUUCUGUCCAUGGCACUAGCAGAGUGUGCAAUUGCAAAAAUUAGUUUCGAGAAGAACAAGAUUUCUCAAGGAUUUGAAGCUCUUGCACGUGCUCAAUGUCUUCUUAGAAGUCACGUAUCAUUUGGGCAGAUGUCUUUGUUGUCACAGAUAGAAGAAUCUCUGGAAGAGCUGGCACCUGCAUGCACUUUGGAGAUAUUAGGAAUGCCUAACACACCUGAAAAUGCUGAGCGGCGACUAGGUGCCAAUGCAGCAUUGCGUGAAUUGCUUAGACAGGGUCUUGAUGUUGAGGCUACAUGUCAAGUUCAAGAUUGGCCAAGUUUCUUGUAUCAAGCCCUUCGUGUGCUAAUGGCUGCAGAAAUUGUUGAACUGCUUCCUUGGGAAAAAUUAGCAUCUAUUCGGAGAAACAGAAAGUCCAUAGAAUCACAAAAUCAGAGAAUUGUUAUUGAUUUCCAUUGUUUUUACUUGGCCCUGAUAGCUCAUAUUGCCGUUGGAUUUUCAACCCAGCAAAGAGAUUUGAUUAGCAAGGCGAAAGUGAUUUCCGAGAGCUUAAUAGCUUCAGAAGGCACUGACUUAAAAUUUGAAGAAUCUUUUUGCCUAUAUCUUCUUGGACAGGGUGAUGAGUCUGUGGCCGCUGAAAAGCUUCGUCAGAUUAAUCUGAAUUCAACUACUACUUCAAGAACUCUGAUAUCAGGAAAGGAAAGUAGGGAGGUGCCAAGUGCAAACCAAUCACUAGAAUCAUGGAUGAAAGAAAACGUUCUACUCUUGUUUCCAGACACAAGAGAUUGUUCUUCAUCUUUGGAAAACUAUUUUGCUGGUGAAAAGAAAGCUGGAAAGAAGCAAUAUAAAAGAGCUCAACCGAUCCCCUCUAGCAUAAACCUCAGACCACUUUCCCAUGGUACAUUUGAUCGAAAAACUUAUGAGCAGCCUGAUUCCAGUCCAAACUCCUCUCAACAUCUUGGAACUGCUGUAAAUCAGUUAUCCCCGUCAAAUUCACAAGCCCCUUCUAUUGCUGUUAAGGUUGGAAACAAUGAUAGUUUGCCAUCUGUGCAAUUGAAGAGAAAUUUGGGUGCACAAAAUUACAAUGUCUGGGCUAUAUGGUUUGGUGAACAUAGUCUUGGCGGGAAUUUGAUAGUUGUUACAGCUCUGGGAUUCAUAUUGUUUGUUACCUUUAAACUCUUGAGUGUCCGUUUGUGGAGGUCUAAAUUUACAUCUGGAUGGGCCUUGACGAAACCAAAGACGGAUGCUAGUUCUGCUGUCUGGAGUGAUUCUUCCUUACAGCAGAUCCGAGGACCUGCUUUCAAUAAGGAGAACAGUAUCAUCAGCAAGCUUAAACAGAUACUCUCAUCACAAAAGGUGCAGCUUAGGAGCUCAUCUGAAGCACGAGCAUCGAAAACCUCUUCCCUAGAUGACACGAGUACCCUGAAGACAGCAGUAUACAAAAGUCCAAUGCAUGUGGAAGAAGCUGAAAAUCUAGUUAAGCAAUGGCAAACUACUAAGGCCGAAGCUCUUGGCCCUAACCAUCAAGUUAGUGGCCUUUUUGAAGUUCUUGAUGAGGCAAUGCUCAUUCAGUGGCAAUCCUUGGCUGAUGAAGCACAAAAAAGAUCUUGUUUUUGGAGAUUUCUUUUGCUGCAAUUGUCUAUACUUAAGGCCGACAUUCUAUUAGAUGAGAUUGGCAAUGAGAUGGCAGAGAUAGAAGCUCUCCUGGAGGAAGCAGCUGAAUUGGUUGAUGCUAAGCAGCAGACAAAGAACCCUAACUAUUACAGCACAUACACUAUACGGUACCUUUUGAAGAGGCAAGAAGAUGGCUCGUGGCGAUUUUGUGAAGGCACUGUUCAAAUUGCGUGAUUUGCUACAAGGGUGACAUCUUUUAAUCUAAUUUUAGGUGUAUAUUUUAGCUCACACUGUGCAGAAAUUUGUUUACUGUUCUGACAGGUCGUACAUAUGCACUUGGGUACAACUAAUGUAGAAACCGGUGCAAAGGUAUUGAAACUGAAAAAAUAGUUCAAAAAAGUCUUGUGACUGAUGCUGAAUGUACCCGCAAUAGGUAGCCUAAGCAGGAUAAUAUAGUUCAAAUUUAAUUACUCCUGGUUACUGAAACUGCAAUUAUUUGUCAGUACAGAUGUGAUGUUUUGUAGGACAUUUGAUUUUAUUUAAGGUUGAAAGUUGAUGGACA